AUGCUAGACAUAGCAAUCUCAGUCUUGGACCCGCGCCUCGCCCAGCAAGCCUCAUCGUCACAGCCUACACCGAGGUCUGCAGCCCGUUAUCGUCAGGUUCACCUAAGCUUCGCUAGUCCGCCACCAGACACGCAAAAGCGCGCACGAUGUGUACCGCCACCACCCACUGCUGAAGAGUUGGAGGCGCAAGACAACGCGAUCGCAGAGGAUGCAGAAGUACCCCCGGACACCGAGAUCCCUGAGGUCGAGAGGAGUCUUGCACGUCGCUUCAGCACGUCGUGGAAGCAGACGUACUCGUGGCUGAGCUUGAAGUACAACAAACAUGAGCGCCAGUAUGGUAUGAAGUGUUCCGUCUGCUAUAAGUUUGCUCCUAACACCAAGUCUCCCUUUGGCGGUGCUGGAGUCGGUGCAAGGGAUUUUCAGAAGUCGGCGUGCCGCAACCAUGACCAGUCCAAUGUGCACAUCGCGGCCAUGGAAGCUGAACGACUCUAUGAAGGCACGGAGGUCGACAUUACAGAGGUGAAGAACCAUGUCGACAAGGUGAAGACCAAGCUGUCGCAGUACUACGUCAAGCCCGGCGCAUCCAACGGGCCACACACCUCUCACCUAAACAAGUUCCUUGCUGCACACGGCAGCAAGGACAAGCGCAAGAUGGAGCUCAAGGGAGUGGACGAGAACGGCAAGCAUGCAAAAGCCGAGAUCGAGCUUUACGAGGACAUCAUCGACCCUGAAAACCCUAAGGGGGGAUGCGACUUGGAGGCCUGCGUGGACCUGGCGAGGCGUUUCGCUCAGCGCCUGAUUAAGGCGCUGGGGAAGAGGAUGGCGAAUCUGCGUCAUUUUGAUGGUGUUGGUUUUUUCUCCCCUGAUAAGUAUCCCGACCGUGCAGGAGAUCAGGACGCGUGGGUGAAGCUCCAUCUCUCCGAGCUCCUUGACAUGUUCAAGAACAAGCUACCUGGUAAGACGAGAGGGGUAGAGGAGGAACCUUGUAAAGGUUCUAACCUUGUUUAUGUUCUAACCUUGAAUAUGGUUUUCUCCAACAUUGGCAUGUUCUAA
This is a messenger RNA of Closterium sp. NIES-65, 1053 nucleotides long. The record is from the annotation of a GenBank genome assembly. Lineage: Eukaryota; Viridiplantae; Streptophyta; Zygnematophyceae; Desmidiales; Closteriaceae.